UGGUGGCCACAGGAAGAAUAACCUCCCCAUGGUUCUCUCUGGGGCCCCUGAGAUGGGUUGCCUGGCUACUUAAUAAGAAGCAAAUUCUCCGAUGGGAAAACCACCCUAUCCUCAUGCAUCACUUGACCAUUGAAGGAGAACGGGAUGCUAAUGAGAGCGGUCCAAGGGGAGGCACUUCAAAAGCAAGUGCUCCUAGAAUGACCGACCCACUGUAGUGCUCCGGUGCUGAUAAAGAGGAAGCACCGAGCGAGUCAAGUGAGCAAACACCGGGACUCCCUGUGUCCUCCAUACUGGUGGCCUUCUUCACCUGGACCCCCUGAGAAGGACCCUAAGUUCUUAUUCGGAGUCGUCUCUUUGGUGACGUUGGCUAUUUUUCUCAAAACCAUCAUUUCAAGGCUCAGGAGGAACUGCAGGGUCCUUUCCAGCUCUCUUCCUGGGCAUUUCUGGACGUGAGUGCCUCUCAUUGAAAUAUCCCCAUCUCUACCAAUAGACAAGGAAAAGGCUUGGAGCACCUCAACCCACUGCGCCAACAGGACAUUAAUGACCGACUGUUUCUUGUUACUACUUGAAGUCAACUAAAUAGAAGUUCACAAGGCUCUGUGUAGAACCCAUUGAUCUCACCGUGACCAGGGAAAUUGUGAUCGCAUGACGGAUGAGCAGCCGCCCCAAGGAGAUGUCUGACACUCACACUCACAGCAGCCCUCUCCUGGCAGAGCCACUGUCCUACAGAUACAAACUCUACGAGUCAGAGUUGACCAGCCCCACCUGGCCCUCAAGCCCCCAGGACACACAUCCUGCCCUGCCCCUCCUGGAAAUGCCUGAAGAAAAGGAUCUCCGGUCAUCCAACGAAGAAAGCCACAUCGUGAAGAUUGAGAAACCCAAUGAAAAGGGAAGAAGGAGAGAGAGUGAGGCAGCCCCUCGGAGCUCCGCAGGCCGGCGGGGCAUCAACAUCUUUCAGGCUGUGGGCUACCUCACAGGCGAGAUGAAGGAGUUCCAGAACUGGCUGAAAGAUAAGCCCCUGGCCCUGCAGUUCACAGACUGGGUUCUGCGGGGCAGCGCUCAGGUGAUGUUCGCCAACAACCCUCUCAGCGGGCUCAUCAUCUUCAUAGGGCUCCUGAUCCAGAAUCCCUGGUGGGCGAUCUCCGGGGGCCUGGGGACAGUGAUGUCAACUGUAAGUGCCCUCAUCUUGAGCCAGGACAGGGCUGCGGUCGCCGCGGGCCUCCACGGGUACAACGGGAUGCUGGUGGGGAUGCUGACCGCUGUGUUCUCCGCCAAGUCUGACUAUUACUGGUGGCUUCUGCUUCCUGUGACCCUCACGGCCAUGUCCUGCCCCGUCAUUUCCAGUGCCUUGAGUUCCAUCUUCAGCAAGUGGGACCUCCCGGUCUUCACACUGCCCUUCAACAUCGCCGUGACCCUGUACCUGGCGGCCACGGGCCACUACAACCUCUUCUUCCCCAUGACACUGGUGGAGCCCAUGUCUUCAGUGCCCAACAUCACCUGGACAGAGAUUGAGAUGCCCUUGCUGCUGCAAGCCAUCCCUAUCGGGGUCGGGCAGGUGUACGGCUGCGACAAUCCCUGGACAGGCGGCAUGUUCCUGGUGGCUCUGUUCAUCUCCUCGCCACUCAUCUGCUUGCAUGCAGCCAUUGGCUCAAUCGUGGGGAUCCUGGCAGCCCUGGCGGUGGCCACGCCCUUCGAGACGAUCUACCUGGGCCUCUCCAGCUACAACUGCGUCCUCUCCUGCAUCGCCAUCGGAGGCAUGUUCUACGCCCUCACCUGGCAGACCCACCUGCUGGCCCUCGUCUGCGCCCUGUUCUGUGCCUACAUGGGAGCAGCCCUCACCAACAUAAUGGCAGUGCUUGGUGUGCCACCAGGCACCUGGCCCUUCUGCCUCUCCUCCCUCACCUUCCUGCUCCUGACGACCAACAACCCCGCCAUCUACAGGCUCCCACUCAGCAAAGUCACCUACCCAGAGGCCAACCGCAUCUACUACCUGACAGUGAAAAGCAGUGAAGAGGACAAGUCCCCCAGCGGUGACUAGCCAAGUCACAGGCAGAAGUGCUCUCUGCCUGGGCCGGGGUCUGCGCCCUGUGGUGUCAGCUUUGGGCCAAUCAGCUACAGCGCUCACUGGCUUUGCUUCUUUUUGCACCUGUGUGGAACCAGACACACCUGUAACCCCCUUUCCCUGACACUGAUUUUCUCUCUCUGCGCAAAUCGCCUUAACUACCCACUGUGCAUCGUUCCAGGAAGUUGGUGGUGAGCUUGCUGGAGGGAGAAGUUAGGCACGUGUUUUCAAUGUCAUUGACAAAACAGAAACAUUCUUCGUAUUUAGUCUUUUGGAAAGGUGAUUGAGAGAUGAUCUUCUUGGCACGUUUAACUAAAUAAUAGAUUCUGUAAAAUUGAA
This is a messenger RNA of Camelus dromedarius (Arabian camel), 2401 nucleotides long. RefSeq names its product urea transporter 2. Bases 653 to 2038 code for a protein of 461 amino acids. The transcript has 12 exons. The record is from RefSeq and is a predicted model, not a curated record. Gene Ontology annotation, molecular function: urea transmembrane transporter activity. Gene Ontology annotation, cellular component: membrane. NCBI's taxonomy places the organism in Eukaryota, Metazoa, Chordata, Mammalia, Artiodactyla, Camelidae. Gene Ontology annotation, biological process: urea transmembrane transport.